AUGAACCAGUAUCACAUCUACGAAGCCAUUGGUCGUGGCAGAUACUGCACGGUCUAUAAAGGCAGAAAGAAGAAGACCAUCGAGUAUUUUGCGAUUAAAAGCGUUGAUAAAUCUCAGAAAAACAAGGUUCUUCAAGAAGUUAGGAUUCUUCACACUUUGGAUCACCAAAAUGUGCUCAAGUUUUAUUCAUGUGUUAACUCUCAGGAAGACCUUAACAUCCAAAAUGAUAAACGGUUUUUGGCUAAGUCCUGGGAUAACCUAGAAGAACUUCCUGAUGAUCAUGGGGAUGAUAUAGAGGAGGAAAUUGAGGACCCUAAAGCUGAUUUUAUAAGUGCUGAUUAUGAAGAUGAAUUUCAGGAUAUUCAGCUUCCUGAAGAAUCUGUUAAUGAGCUUGCUUGUGACCUCGUUAGAGCUCUGCAGUAUUUACAUUCAAAUGGAAUAAUUUAUUGUGAUCUGAAACCAUCAAAUAUUCUACUAGAUGAAAAUGGACGUACAAAGCUCUGUGAUUUCGGAUUGGCCAGAAAGUUAAAAGAGAUAUCGAAAGUUCCUUCUUCUUCGUUGCCUCAAGCAAAACGUGGAACACCCUCUUACAUGGCUCCGGAGCUUUUUGAAGAUGGCGGAGUUCAUUCUUAUGCUUCUGAUUUCUGGGCUCUAGGUUGUGUACUAUAUGAAUGUUAUUCUGGGAGGCCUCCUUUUGUGGGAAGAGAAUUCACUCACCUUGUAAAAUCCAUCAUUUCAGACCCGACUCCACCUCUCCCUGGAAAUCCAAGUCGACCUUUUGUCAAUUUAAUUAAUUCUCUGUUGGUCAAAGAUCCAGCCGAAAGAAUACAGUGGCCCGAGCUUUGUGGUCAUGCCUUUUGGAAAACUAAAUUCUCUCUAGUGUCUCUUCCUUCUCAACCUGCAUUUGAUGAUAUGAUAGAGCUUCAUGCUAGGUCAUGCGCUUUUUGCUUUGGGAAGGAAAGCAGAUGCUUUAAUGGUAGAGAGUCUAAUAAAUGUGAUGGCCAAGUGAAUGGAAGCCCUGAUGUUAUUGAUAAUUUGCGCUAUAACUCUGAGUCGUGUAAUGAUUCAAGUGAUAAUUCAGAAUCAUGUGAUAAAGUAUUUACUAAUAGCGGUGAAUCAAGUGACUCAAACGAUGCUCCUGAAAUUCUUAAAAAGCCCAGUUUUAAGUUUACUUUCCCCAGUGAAAAAAGUAGCGAAGCAAGGAAAAAUAAAAAGUUCUUUGUUGCUCGGAUUUCAAAGACAAAGUCUAUAAGUGUAGAUUUUCGGCUUUCACGGGGAAUAGCAGAGAUUAACGAAGGGAAAUAUGCUCAUGCUAUAUCCAUUUUUGACCAGGAAAACAAGAAGCAAUUAUUUUGCCUAAUUAGUGAUUGUAUCUAUGAGUUCAACGCUUUUGGAUCAUGA
Molecule: messenger RNA, 1401 nt
Organism: Vicia faba (fava bean)
Lineage: Eukaryota; Viridiplantae; Streptophyta; Magnoliopsida; Fabales; Fabaceae
Source: the annotation of a GenBank genome assembly